AUGGAGUCUUCUGCUCUUCUCCCUUCUCAGGUGUUGGGGAGCACCAGCCAGGAGUUUCCCAGGGCUCUGUUUAUUUCCUCAGGCUCCGUCAUGUCAUGCUUCACCCAGCUAUGGCACUCAAACACACCAGACUCUCCCACCAGCCCGGUCCCUGUGUCUCCCAGUGAAAUUCCCAUCCCCAUCAGCCCCAUUGUUAUCACUUCCCCAGGAGAUGGCAAGAGGAAGGCGAGGUCCCCAACCGAUAAACCAGGAUCUCCAAACCCUACGUCACCCAAGCCAACCUCCCCUGUUGAAUGUUCCAUUUGCUUUAACACCUACGACAAUACCUUCAAGACUCCCAAGUUGCUCCAGUGCUCCCAUGUGUUCUGCCUGGAAUGCGUGGCUCGCCUGAGCACAGGGCUGCCCCCAAAUCAACCGGAGGACCAACUUCCCUGCCCCUUCUGCAGGCAGCUGACCAGCAUUCCUCUGGAGGGCGCUCCAGCACUUGAGACCAGCAAGGAGCUCCUUGCCACACUGCCCCCUGAACUCCAGCAGGAGAAGGUGCUCUGGAUGGAAGGGACCAAGCUCUGCUGCCGCCAGUCAUCUGAAGACCCUGAGAAUCCAGAUUCAUGCAUCUCCAUCGACGUUGCUAUGAGCAAGCCAGAAGCUCCAGAGGCCCCCCCAGCAGGAUUAGCUGGGAGGCUAUCCCGCUGUGACAUGUGCGAUGACUGGAAACGCAUAGUCCUCCUCUCAGCUUUGAUCAUCAUCCUGUUCUGCAUCAUUUUGUGGCCAGUCCAGUGUGCCCUGAAGACAGGAAAUCUCCGCUGCUUCACAAGAACUGUUGCAAUGAGCAGGCCAGAGUAUCUCCCCACUAAACAUACCACAACAGCAGCACCCGUGACACAGCUGCCUUUCCAGUAG
Rhea pennata is the source of this 900-nucleotide messenger RNA. It is a transcript of the gene RNF223, whose product is annotated as ring finger protein 223. Bases 1 to 900 code for a protein of 299 amino acids. The record is from RefSeq and is a predicted model, not a curated record. Gene Ontology annotation, biological process: protein ubiquitination. Lineage: Eukaryota; Metazoa; Chordata; Aves; Rheiformes; Rheidae. Gene Ontology annotation, molecular function: ubiquitin protein ligase activity. The transcript has 2 exons.